CGAACCGAGCCGAGGAGAGGAACCGAGCGCAGCCGAACCGAGCCGAGCGGGGCCGAACUGAGCUGGACUGAGCCGAGGAGAGGAACCGAGCCGGGCCGAGCGCAGCCGAGUGAGGCCGAACUGAGCCGAGGAGCCGAACAGAGCCGGGCCGAACGCAGCCGAGUGAGGCCGAGCGCAGCCGAACCGAGCUGAGGAGCCGAACCGAGCCGGGCCGAGCGGAGACGAGUGAGGCCGAACCGACCCGAGUACAGCCGUACAGAGCCGAACCGGGCCGAGCAGCCGAACCGAGCCGGGCCGAGCGCAGCCGAGCGAGGCCGAGCGCAGCCUAACUGAGCCGAGCAGCCGAACCGAGCCGGGCCGAGCGCAGCCGAACGAGGCCGAGUGCAGCCGAACCGCUUCGUUUCCUCGCCGUUCCCCACGGGCGAGCUGCGUGCCACCAUGGCGUCCCGCAUCGGGCUGCGGAUGGAGCUGAUGAAGCAGCAGGCGCAGCAGGAAGCGGAGCGGGAGCGGGUGCAGCAGCAGAUGAUGAUGAGCUACAUGCAGCAGCAGCGCAUGCCCGUGGCCUCCAGCCCCGCCAUCAACACCCCCGUCCACUUCCAGUCCCCGCCGCCCGUGCCCGGAGAGGUGCUCAAGGUGCAGUCCUACCUGGAGAACCCCACCACCUACCACCUGCAGAAGUCUCGGGACAAGAAGGUGCAGGCGUACCUGUCGGAAACCUACGGGAACAAGUUCGCUGCCCACGUCAGCCCCGCCAGCCACUCCCCGAAGCCGCCCCCGGCCGCGUCCCCCGGCGUCCGGCCCGGCCACGUCCUGUCCUCCUCGGCGGGCAACAGCGCCCCCAACAGCCCCAUGGCCAUGCUCAACAUCGGCUCCAACCCCGAGCGCGAGUUCGAUGAGGUCAUCGAUGACAUCAUGCGGCUGGAUGAUGUUUUGGGCUACAUGAACCCCGAAGUGCACAUGCCCAACACGCUGCCCAUGUCCAGCAGCCACAUGAAUGUCUACAGUGGGGACCCGCAGGUGACGGCGUCGCUCGUCGGUGUCACCAGCAGCUCCUGCCCCGCCGAGCUCACCCAGAAGAGAGAGCUCACAGACGCCGAGAGCCGUGCCCUGGCCAAGGAGCGCCAGAAGAAAGACAAUCACAACCUGAUCGAGAGGCGGCGAAGGUUCAACAUCAACGACCGCAUCAAGGAGCUGGGAAUGCUGAUCCCCAAAGCCAACGACCUGGACGUGCGCUGGAACAAGGGGACGAUCCUGAAGGCGUCGGUGGAUUACAUCAAGCGGAUGCAGAAGGACCUGCAGAGGUCCCGGGACCUGGAGAACCACUCGAGGCGCCUGGAGAUGACCAACAAGCAGCUGCUGCUCCGCAUCCAGGAGCUGGAGAUGCAGGCACGCGUCCAUGGGCUGCCCACCUCCUCUCCCUCGGGCGUCAACGUGGCCGAGCUGGCCCAGCAGGUGGUCAAGCAGGAGGCCAGUGGGGAUGAGGGGAGCCUGGAGCCGCUGCUGCCCCCCCAGGACCCCGAGUCUCAGGCUCAGCCGGCGCUGCCCGCGCCCCCCCAGUCUCCCUUCCACCAGCUGGACUUCAGCCACAGCCUCAGCUUCGACGACGGCUCCCAGGGCUUCCCCGACAGCCUGGAGCCCGGGCACAGCUCCUCCUUCCCCUCCCUGUCCAAGAAGGAGCUGGACUUGAUGCUGAUGCAGGACACCAUGCUGCCCCUGGCCUCUGACCCCUUGUUCUCAGCCAUGUCCCCCGAGGCCUCCAAGGCCAGCAGUCGCCGCAGCAGCUUCAGCAUGGAGGACACGGACAUGCUGUGAUGGGCUGGGCC
Molecule: messenger RNA, 1823 nt
Organism: Oenanthe melanoleuca
Lineage: Eukaryota; Metazoa; Chordata; Aves; Passeriformes; Muscicapidae
Gene: TFEB
Product: transcription factor EB
Exons: 9
Coding region: 439-1812 (457 amino acids)
Biological process (GO): humoral immune response; regulation of transcription by RNA polymerase II; positive regulation of DNA-templated transcription
Cellular component (GO): nucleus
Molecular function (GO): DNA-binding transcription factor activity, RNA polymerase II-specific; RNA polymerase II cis-regulatory region sequence-specific DNA binding; protein dimerization activity
Source: RefSeq, a predicted model, not a curated record